AUGAACGUUCCCUGUGGGUUCCUCUGUCUUCUCUCGGUGGCAGCUUGGCAGCUGCCCACCUGCGCGCCGACGACAGGGCCUCCCCCAGAGAAGAAGGGGGUUGGGCUUGAGAAGGGGCUGCCCACUACGGAAGUGAUCCGCUUCCUGGAGGUCUACAACCGCAGCGUCUGCCAGCCCAAGGAGACGAUGGUCUCGGUCACGGCAGAGCAUCCGUCGCUGGGCAGCCACAUCAUGAUCCCAUCCUGCGUGGCCCUGAGCCGCUGUACCGGCUGCUGUUCCGACGACUCCUUGAAUUGCGUGCCCAGCCGUUCCCGGGAAGUGAUUUUGGAGGUAAUGGCUAGCCUCUUUGCAAGCAGAUAUAUAACCCAGCUGACUUUUGAAGAGCAUCUGGAAUGCAUGUGCAGGCCGAGGACAGUGUUUUUCAGAUCUAAUUCAAUUAGUCGGUCCUGUGCACCUUGUCGGGAUAGGAAAAAACACCCAGAUCCACACACUUGCAAAUGUGUGUGUCGCCACCGAUCCGGGCAUUGUGAGAGGCGCGGGCUGAAAUUCAGUGAGAAGACAUGCAGAUGUGUGAAGCGCCGAAGGCGAACCUCGUGGAAAAAAAGUAAAAGCCGCAUUUCAGGUGGGAUGGAGGCUAGAACCGAGCCUCACAGAGCAUUGACUAUCCUCGGCUAG
Molecule: messenger RNA, 675 nt
Organism: Protobothrops mucrosquamatus (brown spotted pit viper)
Lineage: Eukaryota; Metazoa; Chordata; Lepidosauria; Squamata; Viperidae
Gene: VEGFB
Product: vascular endothelial growth factor B
Exons: 7
Coding region: 1-675 (224 amino acids)
Biological process (GO): sprouting angiogenesis; vascular endothelial growth factor receptor signaling pathway; induction of positive chemotaxis
Cellular component (GO): membrane
Molecular function (GO): heparin binding; growth factor activity; chemoattractant activity
Source: RefSeq, a predicted model, not a curated record